CACAUAACACUUAAGAAAUUUCUUUUCGGCGACUAGGGACAGUUAGAUAGAGAGACAGCUGAUAGUAACUUGAUGAUUUUUUUUAUAAAUUGAUUGCGUACUUCGUUUCACGCCUUUUUCGACUACCUAUCGGCUCAAAAAUCAUGAUAGCCUCGGAAGGCGUGUGGUUCUCCGUAGUUUACGCCGUUUUUUGUCUAUGUGUAAUAGCCCCUCCUAGUGAAUUUGUUCAAGCGGGACUCACGAUUUCUCAGCUUUUCAAAGAUUUACUGGGAGAUGAAACCACAGACUUUAUGCAAUAUCACCUCAGACGAGCAGCCCUUACUACACUUAUACAUUCGGCACUUCCUCUUGGUUACGCUAUAGGGUUAUGUGUCUUUGAGUUAGAACCGGCUGCUAAAGAUGGGCCUGAGGGUACGUAUAUGGCGCAAUCUAGAAAUGUAUGGACGGCUCUGUUUGUAGUCUCGUUGUUAUUUCUUGCGUCUACUAUGCAUCGAGUUCUCCGCUGGCAUUUUUCGGAAUGGAAGGAACAUCCCGUAGUCAAGGUGCUACAUAUCUAUGCAGCAGAAAUUGAAGGAAAUUGGCUUGAAAUUGCCGCGAGGAUUAACGCGGAAUUCAGACAGGCUGAUAAGUUCAUCUCGCAAGGUGGCAUAACGCGGACUAUCGUACUUCGAACCUGGCUAUUACGUGUGGGACCUGACGACAUCAAACUGAUUCAAAAUGCCGAUGCAAAACUUCGUGUCGUUUCAAGUGCCGAGCACCGGGUGUCACAUAUAAAUUCCACCGGAGUGCAAUGCUUAGAUAUUUCCGUGCAAAGUCAGCGACCCGGGGUUCCUUCAUUCACAAUUCGAGUGAAUUCUGGCGACUACGAUCAGCUUCGCGCACGUUUGCCUCUUGAGAAUGUUAAAAACAUACCGAUCCAUCGCAACCUCGGAGACCGUUUCAUAGACGCCUUUAAAACUGUUAUUUCACAAAACCCACCCCUUGAGGUGAACGAGGAACCAGAGUUUUGUAUUGGAUGCAUGCAAGAUGUAGCAGAUGUUACCCUACGUCGAUCUUGUGAAGGAAUUUUAAAUCCAGAGCAACAAGGGGAAUCAGGUGUCUUCGCGCCGGGUAGUUCAACACGUUCUGCUUGCGUAGGCUGUCUCUGCCGGCCUCUAUGGUGUUCGUCCUGUUUAGCUCGAUGGUUCGUUGCUAGACAAAAUCAAGACCAACCCCAUACAUGGCUCAUGGGAAAAUGUCCAUGCCCAAAUUGUCGUUCAACCUUCUGUUUGUUGGACGUACGCCCGCUAGUUGUGCAAAACUAUCAACGGACAACUCCUGACAAGCCGUAGUUAUUGCUGUACAUAUCAAAGGAGAAAGCAACUGCCACCCGUGUUUGUGUUCAGUUUUCAGCUUGGAAAGAUUGAGCCGGGAUUACUAACGUUUUCUGAGAUUUUAGACACACAUUAUUAAUUCAUUCACUCAAAGUACUCAAAAUUCAUGCACCACGAUAUCUUCAACUCAUAGUACACUGUUAUGCAAUCAUAUGUAUUUGUUGCUCGCGGUCCUUGUUGUGUUCUUUCAGUCGUCAUCCCAAGUAUCUUUUUUCUGCUGCUCUUGCUGUUUUGCUUGCCGGCGCCGUUCUGCAAGAAAAAAAACAAUAUAUUUAUUUAAGUUUAAUUUCUGUAUACUAUUAAUGUGUCUUACUUGUGUCGAUGUUAAUUCAGACCCAGUGAUUACACGCGCCUCAUGUACAAAUAUAUAUACAUAUGAUAAUAUAUAUGAACAUUUUUUCAACUUA
Messenger RNA from Varroa destructor (honeybee mite), 1780 nucleotides. RefSeq names its product E3 ubiquitin-protein ligase TM129. Lineage: Eukaryota; Metazoa; Arthropoda; Arachnida; Mesostigmata; Varroidae. Gene Ontology annotation, biological process: protein ubiquitination. Gene Ontology annotation, cellular component: membrane; endoplasmic reticulum. The record is from RefSeq and is a predicted model, not a curated record. Gene Ontology annotation, molecular function: ubiquitin protein ligase activity.